GAUCAUUCGCGACAGUGAGACCCUCGAAAACGGCCGCCCGUAGAAUUUAACGACGACUAACGAUGAAAGCUAGCCUCAGGUUGGCCAUGCGAUCUAGCGUAUUACUGGUUUUGGUGGCGUUCGCCUUCGUUCUGUCCGUGGCAGAACAGGUUUCUGCUGCAGACGCCGCCACUUCGUUCGGAAAUGACGUGAACCGCGACUUCAACACAAAACGGAUCAUUGCACUACUCAGGAGAAGCAGCCGCCAACCGAAUGCCCUCGCGGACAGCUGUAGGCUCUACGGGCAUUCGUGCCUCGGAGGUCACGGCAAAAGAUCAUCACCGGUUACCGCUGAAGAAGUUGAUGAUGACGGCCCGAUGUAUCGUAUUGACUACGACUGGCUGCAAAGCCGCAUCUGAGACUCAAAUACAGUGGAAGAGCGAAAGAUGAUCGAUUUGCCCCAGGGCAUCAAUUCUUGGUUUGACAUCGGCCUGAUCCGAUCUUGACACUAACCCAUAUCGAAUGUUCUUCAUGGAAACGGGGUAUCAACAUUCCACUCGAGAAAGCCGCAGAAGGAUUGAGGAAGGGGGAGGAGUACGGGGAGCGGGAAAAUCGUAUCCGUGAGCUACGAACAAACGACGAAUAGAGAAACGGAAGAAAAAUCCUAGCGAACGAUGUUUCAUGUAGCGAGCGAAUUCCUACCGCCACGAGAACGCAGUCCUUCGUGUCUCGAAGACCCAAGUGUUCGACGACGCAAAAACGACCCGAACAUUCAUUCGCGGCCAAACUGCAACGGCCCUCGCGUUAUACGCCGAUAGAAUAAUAAAAGGGAUG
Messenger RNA from Galendromus occidentalis (western predatory mite), 813 nucleotides. RefSeq lists its product as uncharacterized. The record is from RefSeq and is a predicted model, not a curated record. Bases 63 to 398 code for a protein of 111 amino acids. The transcript is spliced from 4 exons. NCBI's taxonomy places the organism in Eukaryota, Metazoa, Arthropoda, Arachnida, Mesostigmata, Phytoseiidae.